This is a messenger RNA of Geodia barretti, 415 nucleotides long. Lineage: Eukaryota; Metazoa; Porifera; Demospongiae; Tetractinellida; Geodiidae. The record is from the annotation of a GenBank genome assembly.
AAGGGGAAGGCGAGAUCAAUAAUACUGCAUCAGGUGGUUGAUUGCAGCAGUGUCGAACGCAUUAUUCCAGAGAGGGGAGGAAGAGGGAAUGGCAGGAGAUAGCUCCGGGGGAAGAGGUAGUCACAGGAGCCAGCUGUCGAUGGCCUCUCUGAGGGAGAAGGCCAGCGGUGUGCCUCGCAGGAAGGCGUGCCACUGGGUCGCUCAGUGGUUCACUAUCCCUCAACUCACCACCAAGAUCCUCUCCUUCUGUCUAAGUGUAGUGGCAGUAACUCUGACUCUAACAUGGGAGAGUUCAGGGGUCACAGUCCAAGAUCUCGAUACGGCCACGUUCCAGUUCAGAGGUCGCAUUCUGGCGUUUGUCGUCGUCGGAUGUGUCACCAUUGUUUAUGCCAUCACCCUGACGACUGUCGGACUU